Messenger RNA from Penicillium crustosum, 1590 nucleotides. Its product is annotated as putative tRNA-specific adenosine-34 deaminase subunit Tad3. NCBI's taxonomy places the organism in Eukaryota, Fungi, Ascomycota, Eurotiomycetes, Eurotiales, Aspergillaceae. Bases 1 to 1590 code for a protein of 529 amino acids. The record is from RefSeq and is a predicted model, not a curated record. Gene Ontology annotation, molecular function: catalytic activity. The transcript has 2 exons.
AUGAUUAACCAAGGAUUAGGCGAUGCCUUUGUCGCAGAAGUCAAUGUGAAGUCUGCAUCCAAGGUGAUAAAGGCUAUCGACACGGCUUUCCCCAGAGACCCUUCCCUUCCGCUAUCCCACCUCCGUCGCUUCGCCAAAAGAGAAUUGCUCCCACCGCCGCUGAGGGCAGCGAUUGAAAGUCAGAGCGUUCCUCUAGAGACCCCGGCACAAACAAUCUUCGUCCUCAUAUCACCACCAUUGCCCGAUCUCACCACAGUCAAGGCUCUGCUCGCUCCGUUUGCGCCAAACACAGCGCCGGCCACUACAAACGAUCCUGCGACUACAAAUGAAACGCCAGAGGAAGCUUCACCCUCCGAUCCCCCUUCCCCUACUAUUCAACUUCACCCAAUCAAAAUCCCCCUUGCACCCCCCUUCAACACAACUCAAGCCGAAAAAUGGACCAAGACCCUCUGGCCAGUCAUAUUCAACCCAGCAGCACCCCGCUCAACUGUUGCACCGCCCCCUCAGACCCUAAAACGCGCACAAGAAUCUAUUGAACCACGAGCAGGGUACUACUUAUCCCUCGCGCGCAAAGUAGCAGAGGAAGCAGAACAAUCUGGGCUAGGCCGUGGCGUAGGCGCAGUGAUAGUCGACCCUGCCAUUGAAGAAGAGAUAACCGAGGCAGGUUAUGAGGCCGGAUAUGACACUACAUCAGAAUGGGACGAAGCAGUCCUCGCAGUUGCCGGUGAUGCACGGUACUCUCGAUCCGAGGCGGGCGCGCCAUCCCAGGCCCAGCUGCACACUGGGGUAGCGCCGAACCCAGCGAGCAAGACAUACGAUGCAGAUAUCGAGGGCGGGCCUGAACUGCACGCGUUAAUGCGUGCCGUCGAGCUGAUUGCUCGUUGGCGCCGAGAACACGAUUGUUCUGACGGCAUGCCUGCAUCAACAGCUACUGCGGAUUCAUUGAAGCCAGAACUAAACCAGCCAGAGCUGAGCGCCCUCGAAUCAUACUUCUUAUACCGACACCGUCCUGGUGCAUCCCCCAACUCCUCAAACCCACCUCAAUCGCCGUCCUCUCCAUUGAAGAGGAAACACGAAGUCCCGAAUCCCGAAUCCGACUUGACUAUCGACACCUCUACAGACCCCUCGCAAUCCCAGCUCCAACACCCACCUCUCCCCGCUCCUCCCCCAUCUACCGUGGUACUUGCGGAUUCUUCUACCACAGCUACAACGCCCGCAGCUCCGCGUAUUCGCACCCGCUCGCAGGGUGGCUACCUCUGCACAGACUUGGACGUCUACCUUUCCCAUGAGCCGUGUCUCUGCUGCUCUAUGGGCAUGCUUCUCUCCCGGUUCCGCUCUGUCAUCUUCCCUAGAAGUGGGAGGUUAGAGAGUGGCGGCCUGUCUUCUGAGCCGGCCGUUGGUCCUGUGGCCGAUGAGCGUGAUCAAGAUGCAGAGGCUGAUACUUCUGCGGUUGAUGGACAGGAAGAGAGGGGAUACUAUGGGCUACAUUGGAGGAAGGAGUUGAACUGGAGGGCUCUUGGAUUUGAGUUUGUGGAGGAUGGGGAAGUGGAAGCCAAGAGCGAUGCUGGAAUGCCUGUCUUCCAUGCUUGA